Empidonax traillii (willow flycatcher) is the source of this 1182-nucleotide messenger RNA. Its product is annotated as somatostatin-2-like. Bases 748 to 1065 code for a protein of 105 amino acids. Gene Ontology annotation, molecular function: hormone activity. Gene Ontology annotation, biological process: regulation of cell migration. The record is from RefSeq and is a predicted model, not a curated record. Gene Ontology annotation, cellular component: extracellular region. The transcript is spliced from 2 exons. Lineage: Eukaryota; Metazoa; Chordata; Aves; Passeriformes; Tyrannidae.
UAAUACAUUUACACCCAGCAUCUCCUGUGCUGACCUACGCUCCUGGGAUAGGUUCAAGAGGGACUGAAGCAACGCUAGCAACAAGACCCCACAACCCCCAGCUGUGUUCCAGGUGGUCUGAUGUGCAUUCUCCAGACAGAGGACAUAACUGCACAGCUGCAGCUCUGUCCCCAUGCUACCCUACAGGGAGAGCCAGGAGUGUUGGCAUUCCAAGGUGAGAUGCACUGCUGGAUGUCAGAGAUCCAGAUCCAAACACCCUGGAAGUCUGGAGCUGCUUGGACACACCAGCUGAGGGUCCAAGCCCACAUCUAAGUACUGCUGGCCGGAAGUUUUACAUCUUCCCUCUGAAUCAUCCAGGUUUGUGCAAGCUGGUGGCCUCUUCCACCCAGUAUUAUUUCCCAAACAGAAUCCAGCUAACUAGGAAGAGGCACAGAGAGUGCCUACAAUUUCUUGGAGUGAAGAAACAGCAUGUUACUGGAGUGUCCCAAGUCUUUGCUUCCUCCAUCUCUGCAGGUCUGGCACAUGGAGAGCCCAGAGGCACUGAAGUAUCCCACUCAAGCAGCCAAGUGUUAACAACCUCUCCAAAGUCUAAUUUGCCUUUGAUAUAGACUUAAUUGUUUGCGUCACCCACUGGGCUGGGGGAGGGCUAUAAAAGGGGCUGCAGCCAUUGUCUGAGGCAGAAGAGAGCCCAGGAGCAGCUCCCUCUCCCAGUCUUCCUCGUUCAGCACCAGUCCCAGCCUGUGCAUCAUGCAGCUGGUGGCCAGCCUGGUGUCCGUGCUGCUGCUGGUGUGGAGUGUGAGAGCCACGGCAUUGCCUGGAGAGGAGAGACUGGCCAUCCAGAGCACCAGGGAACAGAGCACAGUGCGGAAGGACGCCAUCCUGAAGAUGCUGGCGGGCCUGCUGGACAGCGUGGACGUGGGGCGCGAGGCGGCCGCCCCGGACCUGGAGGAGGAGGGCAAGCUGGAGGAGGAGCGGGCAGUGCUGGGCCGGCUCGCCCAGCUCUCACAGCGGGAGCGCAAGGCACCCUGCAAGAACUUCUUCUGGAAAACCUUCACCUCCUGCUAGUGCUGCCUGGCCUGGCCCUGCCAGUCUGCAAACACCAUCCCCGCUCCUUGUCUUCCUUGUCUCCCCCAGCUCCCCUGCUGUGCCCUCCACCCCUCAGAAUAAAGCAUGGCGCCUCGG